Selaginella moellendorffii is the source of this 2296-nucleotide messenger RNA. Its product is annotated as probable arabinose 5-phosphate isomerase. Gene Ontology annotation, molecular function: isomerase activity; carbohydrate derivative binding. Lineage: Eukaryota; Viridiplantae; Streptophyta; Lycopodiopsida; Selaginellales; Selaginellaceae. Gene Ontology annotation, biological process: carbohydrate metabolic process; carbohydrate derivative metabolic process. Bases 120 to 1106 code for a protein of 328 amino acids. The transcript has 6 exons. The record is from RefSeq and is a predicted model, not a curated record.
ACGCAUUCCACUGUGAGAGUGAGCUCGGCAAGGCGCGAGGAAUUUUGAUUUGGGAGGCGCCAUUUCUCCAUCCAGGUAUAGAUCCGCGCGCGCUUGAAUCCCCGGCGCUCGCGAUCGAAAUGGGGGCGCUGGCCGUCUCCGGGACCGCGCAGAUCAAGCAGCUGUUCGAGGAGCAGCACAAGUACCUGGAUUUCUUCUUCGCCAAUCUCGACUACGCCCAGAUCCAGGCCUUCACGGACCUGUGCCUGGCCGCCGAGGGCGUCAUAUUCUUCUCCGGCGUGGGCAAGAGCGGCUACAUCGCCCAGAAAAUCUCCCAGACGCUCGUCUCCACGGGCACCAAGUCGGUGUUCCUCAACCCCACGGAUGCCUUGCACGGCGACAUUGGCAUGGUGGGAUCCAAGGACUUGGUGGUGUUGCUGAGCAAGAGUGGCGCUACCGAGGAGCUCUUGAGACUAGUGCCGUGCUUGAGAGCCAGAGGAGCGUUCGUGGUGGGGAUCUCUUCGCUGCUAAACUCGCAGCUUAGCCGGGUGUGUGACAUGCACGUCCAUUUGCCGCUCGAGAGGGAGCUCUGCCCGUUUGAUCUCGCGCCGGUGACUUCCACCGCCAUCCAGAUGCUCUUUGGCGAUACGGUGGCGAUUGCGCUCAUGCAAGCGAAGAAUCUGACUAGGGAGGAGUAUGCUCUCAAUCAUCCGGCUGGUCGCAUUGGCAAGAGACUCAUCUUUCGAGUUCGAGAUGUCAUGAAGAAAGGAGACGAACUUCCACUAUGCAAGGAAAACGAUCUGAUAAUGGAGCAGCUCUUGGAACUCUCUGCAAAGGGCUGCGGUUGUCUUCUCGUCGUCGACGACAACAGGCAGCUUCUUGGUACCUUUACCGAUGGUGAUCUCCGUCGAGCACUCAAGUCCAAGAGGGAGGAGGUUUUCAAGCUGACCGUCGGGGAGAUGUGCAACAGAUCUCCGCGAAAAACAACGGCAAAUGCGAUGGCUGUCGAUGCCAUGCAGAUAAUGGAAGGGCCUCCAUCCCCCGUCACAUUUCUUCCCGUGGUGGACGAAACUGGCAUUGUAAUCGGGAUCGUUAAGCUUCAUGACUUGGUUUCCGCUGGCCUGUGACUUAUAUAACUUCGCACACACACACAGGAAAAGUGCUGCCGGACAAUAACACUUGUACUCUACAACUUCGCUUCUGUGUCGGUUUGUAAGUUUUUCUCAGGCGAAGGCGUUUAUUCGCUAUCAUAUGGACCACUUCUUCUAGUACUUACCGGUAAAUGAAUUUAACUAUCCUUCUGCCCUGUUGGCAUAUUGUUUUCGGCACUCAGAUCUGCUUUGGUAUGACUUUCGUGUGCCUUCUGAUGUUUGUUUUAAAGCUCUCAGGGGCUGCAUAACCAGCAUGGAUUACUCUGGUCGGGAAAGCUCAGUUUCUUUCAUUUCCUGUUUUUUUUUUUCUAAGGCGUGCUGAGAAUUCGUGCAGGCAGGCAAGGAAAGAAAAAGAAAAACUCUCGUGAGAAUCUCGUGUUACUUCAGACAAACAAGAGCAUGGUGCUCCUGCAAGUUCUUUCAGCUUCACUGGUAAAGCAAGCAAGGUACUCAUCAGUUAAAUGCUCCAGAACUGAUCACUUUCCUAGCACAAGAGACAGGGAAGACGAGCAGUUCACACAAUCGGGCUGCUCCCAGGAAGAAAAAGAGAAAAACAAAAACAAAAAUAGCAAAACGAAAACGUUGAUCCUUCGCAGAAGCGUAAACUGGCGAACGCUCCCCGUUGUAAGUAAAUGGACAGCGAGGAAGAUCAGUAUCGCCAACAGGGUUUUGUGUCAUUCUGGACGUACAUCAGGAUCACCGCUGUCUCGAGUCGCUGUCAACGAGGCCUACCAAUUGCUCGGCUCAAUUCAGGGGGCUGAUUGCGAUGGAGCUCCGCAUUUGUUAAUUUGUGAAGACAAUGCCAGUACGAUAUCAGAUUGGUGAUCUGUGCCCGGCUAGAUCUCCUCCCGAGGACCUGUGCUCGUCGCUCCGCUUUAGCUUUUCUUAUAAGAUUGUUCUCGGACACUGAUCGUGAGGUUUACAGAUAAAAAGCCACCGGAGUCGAGAGAUUCGCUACGAGAAAGCGAGCUGGUUUCCAGUACCUCUCUCAAGAUCUCUUUUGGAAGGGACUGUGGAGAUAUAGCCGUCCAUAUUCCCAUGUUUCAAAGCUUUGGACGCUAGAAACACACACGACGGACAAACAAGCUGUGGCUUAAAAGGGUGGCCUUUUGCAUUUUGUACCACCCUCAGAGUAAUGGUGAACAUGUGCUCGCUGGCUUUCUAAA